AUGAACCAGACCUUGGUGACUGAAUUCUUCCUCCUGGGACUUUCUGAUGACCCCCAGACUCAGCUGCUGCUCUUUGCACUGUUCCUGGUAGUCUACUUGGGUACCAUACUUGGAAACCUGCUUCUCACAUCCUUGGUUCUGCUUGACUCACAACUCCAUACACCCAUGUAUUUUUUCCUAUGUAAUUUAUCUCUGGCUGACUUCUGCUUCUCAACUACCAUUGUUCCUCAAACUCUAAUCCACAUGUUAUCUAGAAGGAAAUUCAUUUCUUUCAGAGGAUGUGCUGUUCAACUGCUUUCUGUGUUGUUCUUUGGAUCUACACAGUGUUCUUUAUUAGGUGUGAUGUCCUAUGACAGGUACCUGGCCAUCUGUGACCCCAUGCACUAUCCCCUUAUCAUGACACAGAAGGUAUGUGGCCUCUUAGCUUUUGGGUGCUGGUCCAGUGGCCUUGUUGCAUCUGUGGUUGACACUGCAUAUACACUACACCUCCCUUAUCAAGGAGACAAUCGGAUUUCUCAUUACUUUUGUGAGCCCCCAGCCCUUCUAGUUGUGGCAUCUGCAGACACUUAUAGCACAGAGAUAGCCAUUUUCUUAAUGGGGGUGGUGAUUCUUCUUUUUCCUGUAUCUAUGAUCAUGGUCUCAUAUACUUGUAUCAUAGUCUCUGUGGUCAGAAUGAAGACAGCCUCAGGAAGACUCAAGGCUUUUUCCACCUGUGGCUCCCACCUCAUUGUGGUCAUCAUUUUUUAUGGAUCAGCAAUCAUCAACUAUAUGACACCCAAGUCUGCUAAAGAACUAGGGAAAAUUACAUCUGUGUUCUAUGCAGUAAUAAACCCUAUGCUCAACCCCCUCAUAUAUAGCCUGAGGAACAAGGAUGUAAAGAGGGCAUUCAGGAAUGUAGCCAACAGAAGACCAGUCUUCAGAAGCUGA
Messenger RNA from Monodelphis domestica (gray short-tailed opossum), 927 nucleotides. RefSeq names its product olfactory receptor 2D2-like. The record is from RefSeq and is a predicted model, not a curated record. Gene Ontology annotation, biological process: G protein-coupled receptor signaling pathway. Gene Ontology annotation, cellular component: membrane. Gene Ontology annotation, molecular function: G protein-coupled receptor activity; olfactory receptor activity. Lineage: Eukaryota; Metazoa; Chordata; Mammalia; Didelphimorphia; Didelphidae.